AUGACGGCGGCCAAGAAUGCGCUGAAGAAGUUGAGCAAAACGCAGAGGUACGUUCGGCAAAUUGUCGCUUCCGCAGCUUCUGUUUUAUUUUCAGAACCACGUACAAUGUGCUCAGUUCGAAAAGCGGCAGCUCGAUAGAAGUCUCCGACGCGGAUCACAGCGAACACAGCUACAGAGCCGUAAGAGCCAAUGAGAGGGGGGAAAAAUUGAAAAGGAAAACUUGCAGAAAGUGACGAGAACGAAGACGGUGAAAACGGAGAUUGACAGAGACGCGGAAGUGAGUGUCACGUGCACAAAAUCUGAUGGAACCGAGGGCGGAAAGUACAAUUCGAAGGGGGUGCAAGUGGACAAUGCGCCGCCGAAAAAGAUGCCGAGUGGAAUGUGA
This is a messenger RNA of Caenorhabditis sp. 36 PRJEB53466, 385 nucleotides long. The record is from the annotation of a GenBank genome assembly. Lineage: Eukaryota; Metazoa; Nematoda; Chromadorea; Rhabditida; Rhabditidae.